This is a messenger RNA of Aspergillus sclerotioniger CBS 115572, 5149 nucleotides long. RefSeq names its product lysophospholipase (gene nte1). Lineage: Eukaryota; Fungi; Ascomycota; Eurotiomycetes; Eurotiales; Aspergillaceae. The record is from RefSeq and is a predicted model, not a curated record. The coding region runs from base 346 to 4935 and encodes 1529 amino acids. Gene Ontology annotation, cellular component: endoplasmic reticulum. Gene Ontology annotation, biological process: lipid metabolic process. The transcript has 2 exons. Gene Ontology annotation, molecular function: phosphatidylcholine lysophospholipase A1 activity.
UCAUCAAGCAUCAGUACGGAACCCUCCUGCUGAUGCCUGCAUGCCAAGGAAGCACUGGCACCGCCCGGGUUUCUGCCCGAGUCCGCCUUUUGCUCCUGCGUCUGACAACCAGCCACAGGCAUUCCUGGAUGCACGUUCUCCCCUGCGUUAACGAUGCUGGCUCUGACUAGGCUAGCUGCUGUCUACCAACCAUCAUCUGGAUUAAUCCGCGAGUACGAGGGUGAAUGAAAGAGUGGAGCGGAACGAAAAAGGAGAAGCACGAGCUCUGGGGUGGCGCUGCCUUGGUUAUCAGUAGCUGGUCCUUAGCGGCUGGUCUCCAUCGACUUGGUGGAAGCUCAGGGAAUCAUGGCCUAUGACGGAAUAAUCGCCGCGCCCUCACUUGAAUCUUCAAGUCUGGGCUCUGGCCUUGUACCUCUCGCAUCCUCCUCGACUUCCGCACGAUCACUUGCAACCUCACAUCCCGCCUUAACCGCCAGCUUUUCUGUCGUGUCCGGCUUCUCUUCCCAUCUUCCACCCCCGCCCUUACCCCCUCCAGCACCCUCAACCAUGGUGGGGUGGAUCGGUUGGGUAUUUACCUUCGUUUUCCAGGUCAUUCCAAGUAUCCUAUACUGGAUAGUUACCUUUUCAACCAUCACCUUGCCCACAUGGCUGUUCACGCUCUUUUCGAUGAGUCUAACAUUCACUAUGAAUUUCACAACCCUGCUUUUGAUCGCGCUGGCCGUGGUCUCGACAAUCAGCUGGUUCAUUCGUUACCGUUUCCUCAAUAUGUACAGUCGUCUGCCCCCGGAGCCCCAGCGCAAGGAACCCCAGAUCGACCUCUUCCCCGACGUACCAGAGGGUGACACCAAACCGGGCCUAGCCAACUACCUAGACGAGUUUCUGAGCGCUAUCAAGGUCUUUGGGUACCUAGAAAGACCAGUGUUCCACGAGUUGACUCGUACGAUGCAAACGAGGAAGUUGAUCGCGGGCGAGACCCUCCUCUUGGAGGAAGAGAAAGGGUUUUGCUUGGUUGUCGAUGGCUUGGUUCAGAUCUUCGUCAAGUCCGUGCGGGACAGAAAGUCGGGCACAGAAGAAGACUUUACCCGCAUGGCAGGCGAAUCUUCCGAUGACGACGAUCAUCGGAUGGAUGGGAGGCAAGGAUAUCAGUUGCUUACCGAAGUCAAGAACGGAGCUUCGAUGUCGUCCCUAUUUUCUAUCCUAUCGCUGUUUACCGAGGAUAUCCAGUUGCGAUAUGCAGACAGCUCAGCUUCUAGUACCUCCAGCAUAGGCCUGGGUCCUGCCCGUGCACCAGACUCAUUUCCGGCCAGCCCUGAGGGUAUGGCGGAUUUCCCGCAUGCACUUCCAAGGGAUGAUGUUGACCCAAUGUCUAACAUAGGCAGUAGUACAGAUGAUCUUCCAGCUGUGCCUCCAUUACACCUGGGGGAAAGUCAGGUCCCGCCUGCCGACUCUUCUCGUUCUGAAAAUGAAAGGCACUCAGGCAAAACACGUCGGAAAUCGGUACAUCCGGAUAUAGUUGCACGAGCAAUGGUGGAUACGACCAUCGCUAUUAUCCCUGCAAGCGCAUUUCGUCGCUUGACACGAGUGUAUCCGAAAGCGACCGCUCAUAUCGUUCAGGUAAUUCUUACGCGUUUACAGAGAGUCACUUUUGCUACGGCGCAUUCUUAUUUGGGCCUUAACAAUGAGGUGCUGGGGAUAGAGAAGCAGAUGACAAAGUUCACAACCUACGAUUUGCCAAACGAUCUGCGUGGGGCAGCUUUGGACCGUCUCAAGGAUAAGUUUAUCAAAGAGCGGGACCGUCUAGGCCACGAGGAAGUUACCAAAGGGAUUGCACUACAUAAUCCAUAUGCCGGGAGAAGACCCAGGUCGAGCAGCUUUCGAAGGAAAGAAGCUGUUCUUCAGGCAAGGAUGGCAGCCUCGAAACGACCGGUCUCUAUGGUUGCUCAUGACAAUGCUCUGAGCGAUCGGGAGAAUGCUGGAGUGAGUCCGGGGGAUCUCCUAUCUACCAUUCAGCUUUCGCGGUUUGGCCCUAGGUACGAGCACCUUGCUCCGAGGUUACUGAGUCCCCUUACCGAGAAAGAGCAUUCUCCUCUACGGUCCCCAUCUCCUAUGCUUCCAGGACGCGGCUCUCCUUUUCAUCGCAAAGAAUCCAUUGAUGAGGAUGCUCUCUUUCGUGAAUCGAUAUUGGAAUGUAUUAUGAAAGGCAUAGGCUUGACUGGAAGCACCAAUGAUUUCCUCCGCAAGAGUAGCCAUGCUUCGGGCGACGCCUCCCCGAAGCUCCUCUCCUACGACUCUCGCCGCCAGAAAGCGGUGUUUAGCAAUAAUGCAUUUGGGUUUAUUGACCCCUACGAAGGUUCCGCAGAUGGUGAAACCGAAUCUGUCAUGUCUAUGUCUGUUACCAGUGCCGGUGGCACCUCCCCAAUUGUCAGUUUGCGGGAAGAAUUGCGAAACGAUAUCGAGAUUGUCUACUUCCCCCAGGGCUCGGUUCUGGUCGAGCAGGGCGAGCGUCAUCCGGGUCUGUACUACGUCGUUGACGGUUUCCUGGACGUCGGUAUUCCCGUCAAUGACAAAGAAGAAGAUCUUGUGGGAUCCUCUAGACCUGCGCAGGAGGAGAUUUUCCCUAUGCUGAGGCGUACUAAUACGAGUUCCUCUCGGGUCUCAGGUUCAGGGGCAGCAGCAAACGAUCCUCGACGGAAGAAACAGUCACGAAAGUCACUUUAUCUCAUCAAACCUGGCGGAAUUCAAGGCUAUGUGGGCGCUGUUGCAUCUUACCGCUCGUAUACUGACGUUGUUGCGAAGACGGAUGUAUACGUAGGAUUCCUUCCGCGGGCGUCACUGGAGAGAAUAGCGGAGCGAUAUCCCCUUGCCCUGUUGACAUUGGCAAAGCGAUUGACAAGCCUGCUACCACGGUUACUUCUCCACAUCGACUUUGCCCUUGAAUGGGUGCAAGUGAGUGCCGGCCAGGUGAUAUACCACCAGGGCGACGAAAGCGACGCUAUCUAUCUCGCCUUGAAUGGGCGACUCCGCUCUGUUCUGGAAGGCCCAGAUGGCAAAAUGACGGUUGUUGCCGAGUAUGGCCAGGGAGAAAGUGUCGGCGAAUUGGAGGUGAUGACCGAAUCGACCCGCCCGGCGACUCUUCACGCCAUCCGCGACACUGAACUUGCCAAGUUUCCCCGGACGCUUUUCAAUAGUCUGGCACAGGAGCACCCGGGAAUUACCAUCCAGGUCUCUAAACUCAUCGCCCAACGGAUGAGAGAUCUGGUUGAAAAUCCGAUGACCGAGAAGGGAAUUGAACCGAGCGGUUCUGGCAUGGUGAAGACCGCCAGGUCUACCCUUAACCUUCGUACCGUUGGCAUUCUUCCUGUGACGGCUGGGGUGCCUGUCGUUGAAUUCGGCAAUCGGCUGCUCCAGGCGCUCCACCAGAUUGGGGUGACGAACGGCGCCACGUCUCUUAAUCAAGCGGCCAUCCUAAAUCAUCUAGGCCGACACGCCUUCAGCAAGAUGGGAAAGUUGAAAUUGUCCCAGUAUCUAGCAGAUCUCGAGGAAAAGUAUGGCAUGGUCCUCUAUAUUGCAGAUACCACAGUGAACUCUCCCUGGACGCAAACAUGCAUUACCCAGGCCGACUGUAUUCUGCUGGUCGGCCUUGCCGAGUCAUCGCCCAGCAUUGGUGAAUACGAGAGGUUUCUGCUUGGUAUGAAGACGACAGCUCGGAAAGAACUGGUCUUACUGCACGGGGAGCGGUACUGUCCUCCUGGGCUGACCCGUCAGUGGCUGAAGAAUCGUGUCUGGAUCAACGGAGGCCAUCAUCAUAUCCAAAUGGCCUUCCGCCUAACGGCCGAGCCCUCUCACCCUCAGGCGAAGCGCUUCGGGACCGUCUUGAAGCAGAGAGUCCAAGUUCUCCAAGCUGAGAUUCAAAAGUAUACCUCACGCCGGAUUCGCCAAUCGCCGCUAUACUCUGCACAAACACCAUUUAAGGGCGACUUCCAUCGGUUGGCGCGUCGGUUGUGUGGCCGGUCGGUCGGGUUGGUGCUCGGUGGAGGAGGAGCCAGAGGCAUUGCCCAGGUUGGCGUAAUCAAGGCUCUUGAAGAAGCCGGGAUCCCCAUUGAUAUAAUCGGGGGCACUUCCAUUGGCUCAUUCAUUGGUGCUCUCUAUGCGCGGGACGCAGACGUUGUGCCAAUGUAUGGUCGCGCCAAGAAAUUUGCUGGCCGGAUGGGAAGCAUUUGGCGGUUUGCCCUGGACCUAACAUACCCGACCGUGUCCUAUACCACCGGUCAUGAAUUCAAUCGUGGCAUCUUCAAGACGUUUGGGGACAGUCAGAUUGAAGACUUCUGGCUGGAAUUCUACUGCAACACUACCAACAUUAGCCGGUCGCGUGCUGAAUACCACUCCUCCGGUUACACAUGGCGGUACGUUCGUGCGUCCAUGUCACUGGCCGGUCUGAUCCCGCCGAUUUGCGAUGAAGGUAGCAUGCUCCUCGAUGGUGGCUACAUUGACAAUCUUACCGUCGACCAUAUGAAGGGCCUGGGUGCCGAUGUGAUCUUUGCUGUCGACGUGGGCUCCCUGGACGACAACACUCCGCAAGGGUACGGGGACUCCCUUUCCGGAAUCUGGGCGGUGGUGAAUCGGUGGAAUCCCUUCUCCUCGUGCCCCAACCCCCCUACCCUGUCUGAGAUUCAAGCGCGCUUGGCGUAUGUGUCAUCGAUUGAGAACCUUGAACGGGCCAAGAACACGCCCGGAUGCUUGUACAUGCGACCGCCGAUCGAUCGGUAUGGAACCCUGGAGUUUGGCAAGUUCGACGAGAUCUACCAGUUGGGGUACGCCUACGGCAAGGAAUAUCUGGACAAGCUUAAGCGAGAGGGGUCUCUGCCGCUGCCCGAAGAGACGGAGGAGAAGAAGAAGCUUCAGCGGACCCUGGCGCCACGUCGGGCGAGUAUCUGAUUGAUUCUCUUGUCUUUUUACGAAGCCAUGUCACCAGCGGAGCUGGUAUCCUGUCUUUCAGCGUUGAUCUUGUGCUGUAUACCCGAGAUUAUCUGCACGGCUUUCAACCCGGAUGUGUACAUAGACGCGUAGACCGCGAACCCGAUCAAUUCCGCCUUUGCAGAUCGGUUAUUAUUAGUGGAGUGUAGUGUACGGAGUAGUGCUGGAUAGUUGG